Molecule: messenger RNA, 949 nt
Organism: Meloidogyne enterolobii
Lineage: Eukaryota; Metazoa; Nematoda; Chromadorea; Rhabditida; Meloidogynidae
Source: the annotation of a GenBank genome assembly
UUUUGUAAAAGAAAACAUCAAACGAGAGAAGCGUAAUAGCAAUAUUAUCGGAGGCGUUGGACUUGGUGGGCUUGGCGGUGUGGCUGCUGGUGCUAUUGCUGGGGCGUUUGUAGGCCCUAUUGGUAUGGUUAUUGGGGCAGGGGUGGGUGCUGUUGCUGGUGCAGUUUCGGGUGGAAUUAUUGGCUCUUGUGUUGAUUAAAUACUCUAUUUUUUUAAAUUUAAAUUUCAAAAUAAUGAAAUACUAUGUAUGUUUUUCAACAAUUUUAUAAGUCCCCCAACAUUCAAAAUGAUUUAAGCAUUAUCUCCAAUUUAGCAGCAAAAACCUUAUUUGAUUAUCAGUGUCUAUUUCCGAUCCGAAAUAAAAUUGUUGAUAAUAUUCUUUGAAAUUCUCAUUAUAUUAAUGCUUUUUACACUUAUUAAAUUUUUUCACGAUUUGUUGUUUAAAAAUUAAAGGAGGAAUUUUUGUUCUCCCUAAAUAUUAUUUAUUAUUCUAUAAUAUUUCUUAAAUUUUUCAUUAAAAUUAAUUUAUUGCUUUUAGAAAACAUUUUUAAAUCUCUACUGUUCUCAAGAUAUGAAUGGCAAUCCGGAUUUCAAUGAAGAUACUGAUGAUGAAAAAAUCCUUAAAAAUCUAAUUACAACAGUUAAUGAACUUAUUGAUAUAAAUAGACAAGUAGUAAACGAAAUUGAGGAAGUAAAGGAAAUUAAAGAACAACAAAAUGAAAUUGUGACAAUUUUGGAGGAAGAUAAUAGACGAAAUAAUCGACUUUCAAAAAAUUUUUCGAACAAAAAAAGAUUUUCUUUCUCGGGAGAAUUUGCUGGAGGUUGUCUUGUUGGAGCUCUUUUGGGAGUUGCUGCAUGUUUAGGUGCUCUAAACUUUCCUAUAGUUGGAAUUGGUCUGGGUGGAGGUACUUUGGCUGUUGGAAUUAUUGGAUAUUUCAUAUUCAAAUAA